This is a messenger RNA of Erigeron canadensis, 2817 nucleotides long. Its product is annotated as lipoxygenase 2, chloroplastic-like. The record is from RefSeq and is a predicted model, not a curated record. The transcript has 9 exons. Gene Ontology annotation, molecular function: metal ion binding; oxidoreductase activity, acting on single donors with incorporation of molecular oxygen, incorporation of two atoms of oxygen; protein binding. Bases 171 to 2675 code for a protein of 834 amino acids. Gene Ontology annotation, biological process: lipid oxidation. NCBI's taxonomy places the organism in Eukaryota, Viridiplantae, Streptophyta, Magnoliopsida, Asterales, Asteraceae.
UGAGAACACACAUAAUACCAUUCAGCUAGUCUCAUCAACUAGUCAAUAUUCUACCACGUACCACUCUGUGUACACCGUUUACCUUUAAUUUCUUCGAACCACCUUGACUUCAUUACCAUUUCCUGCCAACCGUACGUACGUUAUCUACUAAAAAAAAGCCGGCCACAACAAUGAAAGGCGUCAUCAUAGUUCAACCAACUGUUAGUGGUGCACUUACCAGUGUGACCGUGGAUCUUGUUGGAACUGUGGUUGAUAGUGUUUCUGGUUUUUUUGGAAAAUCCUUCUUGUUGGAGCUUGUAGCUGUCGAUCUUGAUUCGUCAGGCAAAGAAAAGGAGACUGUGAAGGCGUAUGCAAGUUCUGAAGGGUUAGUUGAUGAUGAUGAUGGGAAUAAGGUGAACAAGUACUCAUUUGAAUUUGAGGUUCCUGAUGAAUUUGGAAAAAUAGGUGCGAUUUUGGUAGAGAAUGAGCUUCACAAAGAGGUGUACAUCAAGAAUAUUGUUCUUGGUGACGGCGAUGUCACUUUUACUUGUGAAUCUUGGGUCCAUUCCAAGUUUGACAACCCUGAUAAAAGAAUCUUUUUUAGCAACAAGUCUUAUCUGCCAUCAGAAACACCACAGGGGCUGAAAUCGCUUAGACAAAAAGAUCUCGAGUCUCUUAGAGGAAAUGGUGAAGGAGAGCGCAAAUCAUAUGAGAGGAUUUACGAUUACGACACAUAUAAUGAUAUUGGUGAUCCAGACGCUAACUCGGAUCUGGCUCGGCCAGUGCUUGGUGGAAAGAAACAUCCUUACCCUAGGCGUUGCCGAACUGGUCGCAAAAUGUCCUCCACUGAACCUUGGACGGAGUCAAGAACUACUCUCCCUUUCUAUGUGCCAAGAGAUGAAGAUUUCUCUGAGAUAAAGCAGGUAUCAUUCGGAGCGAGGACAUUGUACUCUGUAUUGCAUGGAGUUUUACCAAUGCUAGACUCGGCGUUGAAGGAUAAGGACAAAGGGUUCUCAGUAUUCAGAGAUAUCGAGUCACUUUAUGUAGAAGGGGUUGAUAUUGAUCCGCCUUCUAGCAAUGGGUUUCUAAGCGUAUUACCAAGAUUUAUCAAAACUGUUACAAGUACUACGAAAACUGUAUUGCAGUUCGAGACUCCUCGAAUCAAAGACAGGGACUCUUUUUCUUGGUUUCGUGAUGAAGAAUUUUGUCGACAAACACUUGCUGGUGUUAAUCCAUAUAGCAUUCAGUUGGUCACGCAAUGGCCGUUGAAAAGCAAACUAGACCCUGAAGUUUACGGACCAGCUGAAUCAGCAAUUACCAAAGAAAUUGUAGAGCAAGAGAUAAGAGGUUUCAUGACUCUUGAGGAGGCGUUGGAACAAAAGAAACUAUUCAUGUUGGAUUACCAUGAUCUAUUAUUACCAUAUGUUAAUAAAGUAAGAGAGAUUGAAGGGACACCCCUUUAUGGUUCAAGGACAUUGAUGUUCCUCACACCUACAGGAACAUUGAGACCAUUAGCCAUUGAGUUGACUCGUCCACCAAACGAUGUGAAACCACAAUGGAAGCACGUGUACGUCCCAUGUUGGGAUGCCACAGGCGCCUGGCUCUGGAAGCUAGCCAAGGCUCAUGUCCUGGCUCAUGAUUCUGGCUAUCACCAGCUUGUCAGCCACUGGCUAAGAACUCACUGUGUCACUGAGCCUUACAUUAUUGCUACCAACCGUCAUCUUAGCAAAAUGCACCCUAUUCAGAGAUUAUUGUGUCCUCAUCUUCGAUACACAAUGGAGAUUAACGGUCUAGCCCGGCUGGCCCUCAUUAACGCGGGUGGUAUUAUUGAGACAGCUUUCUCUCCUGGAAAGUAUUCAAUGCAACUUUCCUCGGAUGCAUAUGAUCAACAAUGGCGCUUUGAUCAUGAGGCCCUUCCAUCUGACCUGAUUAGCAGGGGAAUGGCUGUUGAAGAUGAAAAUGCACCACAUGGUGUAAAACUAACUAUUGAGGACUACCCAUUUGCCAAUGAUGGUUUACUUCUUUGGGAUGCCAUCAAACAAUGGUCUACAUCAUAUGUCAACCACUACUACUCACAACCAAACCUUGUAGAAUCUGAUGAAGAACUUCAAGCAUGGUGGACCGAAAUUCGAACUGUUGGGCAUGGAGACAAGAAGGAUGAACCAUGGUGGCCGCAACUCAAAACGCAGCAAGAUUUGAUUGGAGUCGUCUCAACUAUCAUGUGGGUUUGUUCUGGCCAUCAUUCAGCAGUCAACUUCGGCCAAUAUGAUUUUGCUGGAUUUUUUCCCAACAUGCCUACCAUUGCAAGAACUAAAAUGCCUGACGAAGAUCCAACUGAUGAAGAAUGGCAAGAAUUCAUAAAGAAACCCGAGGAUGUGUUAUUGAAUUGCUUCCCUACUCAGGUUCAAGCUACAAAGGUGAUGUCAAUUUUGGAUGUUUUAUCAAGUCAUUCACUUGAUGAAGAGUACAUUGGUGCCAAUAUGGAGGCGGCAUGGGAGGCAGAACCAGCUAUAAAAUUUGCAUUUGAAGAGUUCAGCGGAAAACUCAAGGAGCUUGAAGGUAUCAUAGAUUCAAGGAACCAAGAUCCAAAUUUGAGGAAUAGAACUGGUGCAGGGCUGGUGUACUAUCAACUUCUCAAACCAUUUUCUGGACCAGGGGUGACUGGUAAAGGUGUUCCAUAUAGCAUCUCCAUCUAAUUAGUUUAAUUCGAGUUUAAUAUAAAACAAUCCCUAAUUAAGUACUAGUAAUAUAUGAAGAAUGUAAUCAAUCAACUCUUAUUUAUCGGAUGUUUGUUUAAGUACUCUACUAAUAAUUGUAGACUUUGAUGUUUGUUAUUAA